AUGGGCUCGGCCGCCCAUGGCAAUGGCAGUGCUGCUGCCCGUAGCGCCGCUCCGCCUUCCACCACCACGUUCUCAGCCAAUGCCGACACUCCCAUCGCGGAGACGGAGGUGGGCGCAGGCACCUUCUCAUCAACCACCGCUGCAGCGACUCUGGCCUUGCCACAAAGUGAGGAGGAGGUGACGAACUAUGUGCUCUAUGACGGGUUGCCGCACGUUGGCCCCGCCUCGCGCCGGGCCCAGCAGCGGCAGAGCGAGGCCUACUACCGGUUCCAGCACCGCAUUCACGAGCGCACCGAGGCUGCGCACGCGUUGAUACUGUCCGCCAACCCGCUGUCGCUCUCCGUCAUGGACUCUCAGCUGCGCCUGUACCGCUGGCGCGUGACGCAGGCACAAACACUCACUGAGGCCACCUCCAUCUUGCAGGACUACGUUGUCGAGACGGCAAAACACGGCUACCGUGUGCGCCGUCGUGCGCCACCGCUCAGACAGAGUCGCUACGCGCAUGGACGUGGGCGUGCUACGCUGAAGCAGAGGGCGCAGGAGGAGCUGGAGAGGUUGGGUCUCAAGGACACCGUACAAGACAGCGCUGGGGCGUCUGCGGAUGGCACUCGUAUGGGCAGGGGGGUUAUCGCUGCCAGGAGACACCCCAACGACAGCGGUGCCUCCGACAGGCAUCCAGACCAAGAAGCGGAGGAGGAGGAAGAGGAGGGGCUGGACGACGCGGCCCUCGAGGAUGACGUGGAGAGCGCGCUGCCGCCGCCACCGCCUGACACGCUGCCGCGGCUGGUUCUCGUGGACGCCUUCACCCACGAGGACCUCGGCGACAUUGCCCGCCACGUGCGCUUUGUUGACCAGGAGUACGGGCUGGAGAUGCUGCUCGUGCUACUGCUUCCCAAUGAUGCCGGGAUGAUGACUGUGUCGAUGCAGGGCGCAGGCUUUGUCGUAACCCCAACGCACCACAUCACGAUGGAAGAUGCCUACGCAGCCGGGUACGACCUUGUGUUGGCGCACAGCAUGGACAAUCUCCUCGUCGACUUCUUCACGAGCGAGUUUGUGUCGUCGGUGGGACGGUGGCGCAACGACGUGCGCUCCAAGGCAGCGGUGGGCAACUACAUGAGUCUGCGCAGCGUCCUCCUCGGCGGGCUGGACAUGGAUGCCCUUCAGCGUCUCGCCUGGGAUAACCGGGUUGACGACGCCGGGGUACUGGAGGUGCUUGGAGCCCAGUCGCUCUCCACGCAGGGCGGAGCUCAACGCUACGGCGAGGCUAGCCGGAAUCUACUGCAGCAGCAGGGAGGUGCCGAGGCUGAAGUCGGCGCCAAGUGUUCCGGCAGUGGAGCGAGUCGCUGCAGCCGCAGCGGCUCUGUCGAGUCCGACGCUGACCUCGCUCAGAGCCGGGGUGAGCCAAUUCUUGGCGUGGGCGUGCCGCGGCUGCGCAGGCGCCCAACGAGUGUGGCGCACUUUGGGGUUCGUCUGCCGGCUAAUCAACACGCACUGCAUGAGCCCAUUUUGAGCUUCUCCACUAAAAGAGACGUCUUCGCUAGUGUGAUGACGCAGGAGGUGUAUCCCUGGUACUCACACUCUCGUCGUCGCUGUCAUACCGGCGAAGUGGGAGACGGGGCGGGCGGCGCCGAGGACGACGUGGACGUGUCGAAGCACCAGCAGCACCUCCUACAAGAAGCACUAGAGAAAGAGCUGGGUCGUUUGCUGGCCGAGAACGAAAGCAAGCAAGCGUCCAUCGAUGCCAUGCAAGAAGAGGUGGAGCGGCUGCAUCGCACCGUGGCCGUCCUCCGACGGCACCAGUCUGGUGCUCCUGGCGCGGCCGGCGACGGCGUCAACGCGAAAACCCUUCCGGAGCGCCCCGACAGCGGCUCAACAGUGCACCUUAGCAAGCAGCAGCAGGUGUACAUCCUCAAGGAGCGGCUGGAGAUGGCGAAUGACCGAAUUAUGACCCUUCUGAAAGGUGGGCGACCUAGCGGAGCCCCCACGUCCCCCCGUCGGCGUGGCGGACGCCGGUUCAGCGGCGGGAGCCGACGCCCUGGCGGUGGCCGUGCGGGAAGUACCGCCCAAUCACCAGAGCAGACGUCUCGCUCGAGGACGUAUUCCCCGCUUCUCAUCAACGCCAUCGUGCGGGAGGCGGAGCAGAUGACCGCGCUGGACUCGGACGCCAACUUCUCGCUCACUCAGCUGGAGCUUCACCUUCAGGAGAUGAAGGCCGCCUCUAACAACGCCGCCAGCAAAGCAGCGGCCGGCCAAAAGCAGCGCAGAGAGCGCGAGGCGGCGGACCGGGUAAUUCGCUCUCUCCAACUGGAGCUCAUGGAGCUGCAGGGGCGCCUGGAUGACACGGACUUCGGUAACAGCCAGACGGCGGCAGAGAGCUCUGAUGGGCUGCAGGCGCGCAUGGCGGGUCGCUUGCAGGCCGCGCUGGAGGUGCUGGAGGCACAGACUCUGCGCAUCCGGCAUCUGGAGGAGCUGCGGCAGAUGGAUCAGCUGCUGCUGAGCGCCACCCUCAGUCAAGAAGGUGCGAAGGGCCAGAAGAAGAAGGGUGCCGGUAGCAAUCGCAGCCCUACCGCGGGCAUCGUCGGCGCCUCAGACAACACGGACGAUGGGGACCGGAACAGCAGCUCCAGCGCGGACGGCGACGAGGUCGACGCUCUCGCAAGCAGGCGCGGUGCCGCUCGAGGUCACAGGGCACAGCGCCCGCGCGCCACAAGUAAGAAGGCAGCCAAGCCGCGCUUUGGGAUAGAAUCCGUGCCGGCUGGCAAGAAGGGGGUGGCUGGCAGUGGUGCUGGAGCGGCGGCGUCGACGCACUUCACGAAGGGAGGUGCCAAUGCAGUAAAGGUCAUCGAUAGCGACAGCACCCAAAGGGAGGGUAUGGAGGAGGCUGUCGCGCGGCACACCGAAGCUGCCGUGCAGGACGCCGUGACCUCCCUCCAAGGCUCCCAUCGCCAGCAGCUCGCUGCUCUCCUCCAGGUGUGCAAGAUGCAACUCACCCGGGUAGUACUGAAGCUUCAGAAGCCCUCCACCAGUGCGUACGCAGCGCUGCUGCAGGAGGAGCUCUCCCGUGCAGAGCAGGACCGGCACAGUGCGUGGAUGCGUCUGCAGUUUACGCUGAAUGGCCUUGCCCCGGACCAGUACGAUGCGACGCUCGCGAACGGAGCGUUAUCCUCAGCAGCAGCAGCAGCGACAGCGCCUCUCGGCGCUCUGACGGCCAUGGUGACCCCCGGCCUGGAUGCGACCGACAUCGCUGCGGCUGCUGGUCCUCUCGAUGGUGCCAAUGCGGUCCCGAUCGGUGCGGUGACGGACCCGCAGGUGCGAUGCGUGGCUGCAAGCAUCGCACGCGAGUACGCGGCGUAUGGUCUGCGCGUCGCCUACAUGACCAGCGAGCUCCAACGCGUGAAGCAGGCCAUGAUGACCUCGCAAGGGCACCAGCCGGAGUCCGCAGCCGCAGCGAUGCCCGUCGUUGCGGAUGUCCCACCCGAGCAACUUCUCUCCGCUUGCCAGGCAGCCAAGACUUACGUACAGGCCACGAUCGAGGCGUGUGGGUCGACUCAAGCUUAUCUUGAGGCUGUGCAAGCAGAACUCGUCACCGAGCAGCAGCUUCGCCCCUGGUGUGACGUGAAAAGUCAGCAGCUUUUCAGUGCAGCGCACACAACGCCGUCGCCCUCUUGCAUGGUGCUCGUGCCGUCCACGCUGCACCUGGCCGCAUCCACGUCCAGCGCUGCUGGCACACAGAACCAUGCCCUAGACAACACGCCUCCCUCGAUGGUGUCCUCGAGUGACGACCAGGUAAUGUUGCUUGCGGACGUGGAUGCGAGCAUGCGUGAUGUCGCAGACGUGUAUGCCACGCUGCUGCGUGCACUGACACCGAAAAUCAGUGGGGCUGCUGUGUGCAACUCUACCCCCGCCAGCGGCAGCGAGAAGCGCGCCUCCAAGUGGCGCAGGAGGCCUGUAGUCUCGCCGACGCAGUCCAAAGCGACUGGGCCGCAGCAGAAGGCGCAGCGCCAAUCUGUCGCCACGCCAGCCGACAAGAGUGCCGACGACUCCCCGGAUGAGUUGGACUCUCUUCUACCCCUUCACCAGCCUGCUGGGCCCACCAUGGAAGCAGCUAUGGCCAUGUUGCCCCUUCACCGAGAUGGCGUGGCCGGCUAUCAGGGACAGCUAAACCGCCUCUACACCGCCGAAGGAGCCCACAGUGUCACGCAAAGGCGGCUCUAUGAGGCAAUUCUUCGCGCCUACCAGCAGCACCGCAUUCACCCGGUGCACAUGGCGGCGGUGGAGUAUGCGGUGGGUUUGCCGCUGCUGGACCUUCGCCGCAGCGAUGGUGGCAUCGCGAAGGACAGGUCGAGUGAGUCGCUUACCUCGGAGGGCGAGGUGCCAGUGGACCUCAUUUUUGCCCAGGCAGGCGCUGCGCACGCGCAGCAUCGCGAGGUGAUCGCGCUUCUGGAGCUCAUUACGCCUACGACAGCGCGAGGGCUGCGCGCACUUACAAGGGAACUACGACAGAUGCAAGGCCUGCUCGAUCGCGAGGAUGAUGAAGCCGUCUUCGCUGGAGCUCUCAACGGAACUGGUCCACCGUGCACCUCACCGGUGUUCUUAUCCGCCGUGGAUGCAGCAGUGCUCGGGUGCGUCGUUGAUGAGCUGCGGUGGCGGCAGUGGCAGCACUCUGUGCUACCAAGCAAGAAGGACAGCAAGGACUCCUCUGACCCCGUGCCACUUUCGGCUGCUGGCGCUGCGCCUAGCGAGCUCGUUACGGCGCUAAUGCUGGCGCGCCGCCACAAGAGUAGAGGUGACAGCAGUAGCACCCCCACCGAGGACGGUGGUCCGGCUCUAGAAGAUGCCCGGGGCAUUGCUCACUACAUGGCCUUCUGCGCUGCGCCAGAGCGGGCCGCUGGCAACGCUCGCUCGAAGCGGAGAUCAUCUGUGCAGGGGUCCAGUGGAUCGCAGGCGUCUGAGGCAGAGGACCUGUUUCACCUAACCGACGUGCCGUUGAUGCCGAGCAAUGCGAGCGGCACCAGUCCAUUGGCUGCCGCCGGCAGCGACGACUCCGAUGUUGGCCUCAAGGUUGCACACGAGCUGGCGGCGCUCUUUAGCAAACGUCAUCCGCAAAGCGCGGAUGGCGGUGAUGACGGGGCCGCAGCGAUGCUUGCAGACAUCUAUCUCGAUGACGACGAGGGCGGGGGAGCGGGCAAGUUUGGCGGAGACUCGAACAAGGAGGCGAUGCGCAGUAUCCGGCGAGAACUGGAGUAUCUGCAGGCAGUGAAGCAACAGCGCAUGUGGGAGCUCAUGAUGCGGUUCGAGUUGCAGAAGGAGCGUAGCGCUGGCAACGACAGCAGCGGCAGCCGCCCGGCGAAGUGGGGCGUUGCUGGUGCGCACAGUGGCGAUGGCGGUGCCCUGCUGCCCUCCAUCGACCCCGACCGUCUCACCUUCGAGGUAAAAUCUGGUAGUCCUGCGUGGUACGGGAUGGAGGCUGCAAAACGGGUGCACAACAUCCUGCGCCGCCGCGCGCGUCCUGAUCAGAUCAUCGUCGGUGGCGGUCCGCACGGCGGCAGCGUUGGCAUCGAGCUCAGUCGCCGUACCGCGCAGCCGGCGCCAAGCACGGCAGGCAGCAGCAAGACUGGCAAUGUUGGCAGUGGUCUGCCGAGUCCGGAGGACGAGGGCUACGCACGCUCAUCUGGUGAAGAGGAGGCGUUGUACACCCUCAGGCCGUAUGCGUCAAAUCAGCAGCCCAAUCGCACUGAUGGGCGUGCCACUCCAUCCAUAGCACCCCUUCCCCCCCUGCGCCAGCAUGGGCUGUCACGGGCGCAGCAGUGGCACGCCACCCGCGCUGGCGGUGUUGCUGCUCAUUGCGAAGAUCAGGUCACCCUCAGCAAUCCGUAUACCCAGGACGGAAGCUUCGCCGGCCAUGGCUACAACACCACGCUGAUGGCAGCCGCGAGGUAUUUGUCGCCGCGCGACGUCCUGAGUUUGAAUGCCUACGGGCACAUGACCUCCGGCGGCGCUUACGACUACUCAGACACCAACCAACCUCUCUACACCGCUGGUGGGCUUAUCGACCAGGUCCUGGCGUACCGAGAGGCGCUGAUGCACGCUGCCGGCCGCGUUGUGCCAAUGCCAUCCAGCACCUACGCCAACGGGGCCCCGUACUGCUUGCCACUCUCGUCAUCGUCAGCGCCAUCGAGGCAGGUCGGCGUGUCUGGCAACCACCCCUACGACCCGCAAGACCGCCAACCGCCUUCACCAGUACCGCUGCCGGAGGUGACUUCGUGGGUGUACGGCGUCCCUGAGACGCACGCCUCAUCACUUGUACAACAACAGAUCAUUAGCUCGCAGCAGCAGCAGGAUACGCUUCUCUUCAUGCCCCGCUACGACCGCUCCCUGCUGGCCGAGGUCGAGGGGCGGCAGCGCGCGCGUGUGCCACCAGCGGUGCCAUCGGCACUGGUUCGCGGUCACGGCUUUCUGGCUGGUGCGGCUGCCGGUGCCUCCCCCUACACCACGCCCGCUGCCCUUGCUGCUCAGCGAUUACAGGCAAUGCUGAGCGUAUCCAUGGGUAACCCGUCCAUCGCCACAGCUGGACGCGGCACGGCGCUUCUGCCGACGCGAGGCUAUACUCUGCACCCACAGCGGUGCGACAGCGUCGCGGCAGCACCACCACUUUCAUCGGAGUCGCCUUCGACAAAGCAAGCUCUGGCCAGAGCCAACGCCGCAAGCGCCGGCGUCGACAGCACUGUGCCCUCUUCGCAGACCAGCCUAGGGGCAACGGGAGGAGGCGAAGUCUGGCAGCCGCACUGUGAGUCCUUCGCGUUUGACGGGAAGGACCCGAACCUCCUUGAUAGGACUCUGGGACCCCAGGGGGACGGUCCCUCGUGA
Leishmania braziliensis MHOM/BR/75/M2904 is the source of this 6867-nucleotide messenger RNA. RefSeq lists its product as hypothetical. The record is from RefSeq and is a predicted model, not a curated record. The transcript has a single exon. NCBI's taxonomy places the organism in Eukaryota, Euglenozoa, Kinetoplastea, Trypanosomatida, Trypanosomatidae. Bases 1 to 6867 code for a protein of 2288 amino acids.